Molecule: messenger RNA, 787 nt
Organism: Ipomoea nil (Japanese morning glory)
Lineage: Eukaryota; Viridiplantae; Streptophyta; Magnoliopsida; Solanales; Convolvulaceae
Product: zinc finger A20 and AN1 domain-containing stress-associated protein 5-like
Exons: 1
Coding region: 170-589 (139 amino acids)
Biological process (GO): protein ubiquitination
Molecular function (GO): ubiquitin-protein transferase activity; zinc ion binding
Source: RefSeq, a predicted model, not a curated record
GGUGAUUUUUAUAACAUUAUUAUUACUCCGUACAAAGUAAAGUUAGGCUUCCCCACCGGUGGCUAACAGCCUCAAAAGUCAUAAUCCAAACCCAUUUCACGUUCGUUUUCUGCUCUCCGCUCCGCUAUCUCUCCCAACAAAUCUCAUCUCCAUACGCAACUUCGCAGCUAUGGCGGCUCAGAGGGAGAAAGACGAGGCCGAGCUCAAGGUGCCGGAAACCAUACCUCUCUGCGUGCUAUCUUCUUCUUCCGCCGUAUCACCUGAGAGCUCAGAUCCGAAACUCUCCGGCGCUGGCGACCUGAGAUCUAGCCCGGCGGGGUCGCCGCAAAGAUCGGAGACAAAAACCGCUUUCGAGGCGUCGGAGAUUCGGUCCUUGAAGAGGCCGAGGGACGUUUGCCGGUGCUCGGGAGCGGGAUGCCGGCGGAAAGUCGGGCUAGUGGGGUUCCGGUGCCGGUGCGGGGAGGUGUUCUGCUCCCAGCACAGAUACUCCGAUCGCCACGACUGUUCGUUUGAUUACAAGGCGGCCGGCCGGGAGGCGAUCGCGAGGGAAAAUCCGGUGGUCCGAGCCGCCAAGAUUCUGAAAGUGUGAUUGGGAAAGAACCGGGUUUUCUGGCUUUUGAGCUGGGGAAUGAUUGGGGGUGUUGUACGUAAAUUUGAUUGAGGCCAGAGGGUGUUAUUGUCAUUUAAAAUAUAUAUCAUUAUUAUAGUGGAAACUUUUGUUUUAUUUUAUUUUAUUUAUUUUUUUUACUAUUUUCACUAAGGAAUUUAAUGCAUUUAAUAUUUGAAU